Molecule: messenger RNA, 1296 nt
Organism: Chroicocephalus ridibundus (black-headed gull)
Lineage: Eukaryota; Metazoa; Chordata; Aves; Charadriiformes; Laridae
Product: F-box/LRR-repeat protein 19-like
Biological process (GO): protein demethylation; regulation of transcription by RNA polymerase II
Molecular function (GO): protein binding; zinc ion binding; transcription coregulator activity
Source: RefSeq, a predicted model, not a curated record
CCCCCCUCCUCCCCUCCCUCCCUCCCUCCCCCGCUCUGGGGUGUCCCGUGUCCCCCCCGCCGCCGCCUCCCGCCACCGGCCCCCCCGGGGAUGGCGCCGCUCCCGGCCCCACGGCCCGGCUGCAGGCCGGCGUAGGGGGGAGCGGGGGCCAAUGCGGAGCCGCGGGGCGGGGGCAGGAGCUCGGCGGCGCCGGACGCGGUGCCGGAGGUGCCGGGCCUGCCUGCGCUCCGAGUGCGGCGAGUGCCACUUCUGCCGCGACAUGAAGAAGUUCGGGGGGCCGGGGCGCAUGAAGCAGUCCUGCCUGCUGCGGCAGUGCACCGCCCCGGUGCUGCCCCACACGGCCGUGUGCCUGGCCUGCGGAGAAGCCGGCCGGGAGGAAUCGGCCGAGGGGCCGGAGGAGAAGUUCGAGCUCUCGCUGAUGGAGUGCACCCUCUGCAGCGAGAUCGUCCACCCCCGCUGCCUCCAGAUGGGGCGCGCGGAGGCGGUGAUCAACCCCGAGAUCCCCAACUGCUGGGAGUGCCCCAAGUGCAAGCGGGAGGGGCGCAGCGCCAAGGAGUCGGGGGAGGGGGGGCCCGAAGCGGCGGGCGGAGGAGGGGGGGGGUGGGGGAGGGGGGGGUGCGCUGGAACGUCCCCCGGGGUGUGUCCCCCGCGUCCCCGCGCCCCCCGCCUGCCCCCCCCCGCGGUGUCCCCAGCUGACGGGGUGCCGCAGGGCCGGAGGCGGCAGCGGGAGCGCCUGGAGCGGUUCCGCCAGAUGUGCCGGCUCCUGGAGCGGGUCCCGGCCCCCGCCAGCUCCAGCUCCAGCUCCAGCUCCGGCUCCGACUCGGGGGGGGUCGCCCCCCCCCACCCUGCAGCCCCCCCGCCCCCGAGGAGGAGGACGAGGAGGACGACGCCGACGAGGAGGACGAUGACGAUGACGAUAACGAGCGCCCCAAUAACGGGGCGGCCCCCCCCCGCCGCCAAACCCCCCCUGGGCGGCCGCGCUGGGGGGGUCGCCGUCGUCGCCCGCCGCCGCCGCCACCGGGCCGGGGGACAAGGGACGUCUGAGGGCCUGGCCCUUGUGCCGUCCCCCCCCCCGGCCCCCGCCCCCCUGGAGAGGCACGUGGUGAGACCCCCCCCCGCCAGCCCCGACCCCGACCGCCUGCCCCUGGACAGCGGGGACGCCCACGUCAUGCAGAGGGACGUCUGGCUGGGGGUCUUCCUGCACCUCUCCCCCCGCGAGCUCUGCGUCUGCAUGCGCGUCUGCCGCACCUGGAGCCGCUGGUAGGGGCACUGGGACCAACUGGGAGCAACUGGGAG